AUGUCAUCAUUAAGAAGCAACGAUCAUCACGCCGCCGCCAACAUUUUAAAAUUACCUUCCGAAAUUAUUGGUGAUGAAAUAUUUUCCAAAUAUUUAAAUUUUGAAUUUAUAAUUUCUGUUUGCUCUUUGGUUUGCAAGCAAUUUUACAAAUGUUCAGUGAAUUGUAAAUUGAACGUGAAAAUUCCGAGAUUUUAUGAUGAAGAAAGUUUUGCUAAAUGUUGUAAAAGUGAGAGAUUGAAAUGUGUGAAUGAAUUUGUAUCGGAUUGCCCAUAUUCUUUUGAAGAAUUUGUUAAAUAUUUGGAUGAAUGUCAAUUUGAUAGUUUGAAGAGAUUGAAUUUGAUUGGUUUGGAGGUAUCCAAUGUUGUAGCACGUUUUGGGAGUUUAGAAAGUUUGUCAUUGAUUGGUAUGGGUGCCGAAAUAGGAAAUUCGAUAGGAAAUUUGUCACGAUUGACCUAUUUGAAUUUGAAUGCAAGUUCUGUAACUAGUGAGUCUUGUCAGUACAUUCAAAAGUGUGAAUUGAUCAAAAAUUUGAAUCUUUCUGAUAAUAAGAUUGGAAAUGAGUCGUGUCUCUACUUGACCAAAUUGAAGAAUUUAACAAUUUUACGAUUAGAGGAUUGUAAUAUAAGUGAAAAGGGUGUGGAACAUCUUUCCCAAAUUGAAACUCUUACAAUAUUGAAUGUUAGUAAGAAUAGAAUUGAGGAUGAUGGUUUUGUAAAUAUUUGUAAACUUAAAAAUCUGACUAGCUUGAAGGCCGCUAGCUGCUCAGUAGAGUCUAUCAAAAAUAUUACAAACCUAAUCAAGUUGACUUCACUUAAUCUUGGUCAAAAUAGCAUCGACAAUGAAGGAGUCAAAAUAAUUGGAGAGUUGACCAACUUGAAAACUUUAACAUUGGAAAAUAAUGUAUUCCAACCAGAAGCAGUUCAAUAUUUGACCAAACUCUCCUCUAUGGAAGUAUUGGACUUGAGGGAUAAUAAUCUAUCUUUUGAUAAUGUCAAAUGUUUGAAUGCCACAAAUUUACCAAAACUUUAUCAAAUUCAAAUCAUUAGUCGUCACAGACAAUACUAUAACUUUUAA
Messenger RNA from Naegleria gruberi, 1074 nucleotides. RefSeq lists its product as uncharacterized. The record is from RefSeq and is a predicted model, not a curated record. Gene Ontology annotation, molecular function: protein binding. Lineage: Eukaryota; Heterolobosea; Eutetramitea; Acrasida; Naegleriidae. The transcript has a single exon. Bases 1 to 1074 code for a protein of 357 amino acids.